AUGACAAGCAACGUCGACCAGGCUGGGCCAGACGCUGGGCCGUCGCCAGAGGAAAGGAAGCAAGCUUCCGAAGAGUCUCUGCCACCGGACGAGGGUGCUACCCACACCGAGGACAGUGAAGUCGAGGCGAGUGCAUCCCAAGAAGCCGAGCCUGCAGCCACUGCGCAGCCAGACGAGGAGUCGCCGGCCGGCCAAGACGAGAAUCUCGGAGCAGGCGGCGUUCCAAUAUCGCCAAGUCUUUCGCCGUGGCCACUUUCUGACGAGCGAGGAGAUGCUGCCCAAGGCUCGGCCGUGGAAGAUGGCCCCGAAGAGAGCGACAGUUUGGCAGGUCAAGAGCGGCCGUCGUCUUCGCCCUCUGCUCCCUCCUGGGCAUCCACACUCACGCCACCAACAACGUCGCAGAGCGUCAGACGGCCCGUCAAGAGCGGCGUUGCUUCUACGCAAACAAAACAUGCCACGAACGGCCGAGGCGAUAUCCCGAGCUUUAGACGCCGGGAUGACGAGCAGAGCGCCGUUUUUCACGCUCCUCGCCCGCGCCGACGACCGAGUGCGCUCGACUAUCUAGUCGCCGACUCUCCGACGGGAAUACCGAGAGCGGCCCUCGAAACCAAGUAUCGCAGACUCGAAAUGCUGGCUCAUGACACGCCGGGGACCAAAAGCGCUCCGGCGCCGUCAGUCUUUCACGGACGCAGCGAUAGUCUGCCGCCUCUUCCUCCGCAUCAAGCGGACACGCCAUCGCAUGAGUACGGGUCGAGUUUCUCGUCCCUUGGGGAGCCUCUGACACCUCCAGGAGCCUAUCGCCAGCCGGUGCAGGCGCUCCCUCCCGCGUUUGGGUCGCCGCCCAUGACACACGGGGCGGCUGCAAUGCCAGAUGGCCCGCCUCAGCAUGUGCGUCCUGGCAUGUUCCAGCCAAACUACAGCGGCGACAAGACUCCCAUGAGCGGCUACGAACUCCUCGCGGCCAAACUGGUCGGUGGUUUGGGGGGUCCACCAGUGUCGCCCAUCUACCGGCGGUUCGAGGCGUUGAACCACCGGCUGUUGCUGUAUCUGCAAGCCGACUUGGUUGACCUCGAGGCCGAGCUGGGCUCCCUGGACAGGAAGGAUACCGUGGACCGCGGCUGCGGACUCAUUCCCGCGUCGCGACGACACGAGCGCUGGUCCAACACGGCUGUGUCGCAGCAGAGGACGGAGAUUCUUGGUCAGAUUGGCUAUAAGCUGAGCCAGUACAACAAGCUGAUCACGUCGUUUCGGCGUGUUCAGGACCUUCCUGCGGCCAAUCUGGAUGAGACGCAGAGCUACAGGUCCUGGCUGAACCGCAACAGGCUUAUAGUUGAGGACGAGACCAAGUUCCUCGACCUCGGCGACGAUCUUGUGUGCCUUAUGAGAGACGGCGCCGCCGGAGAUGGCGCACUGGAUGAUGGUGUGACGCCCAUGCCUCGAACGGCAGAAGAACUUGCAUUUCCCACCAGCGACCGCAAACCUCCCGUGUCCGACGCGGGCAGUUUUGCUUUCGACGUCAAGAGCGACCGCGGACUGCAUCAGGGCGUGUUGAGGUCCAGCGUGUCGCAACUCGUGCUCUCCAUUUUCAUCGCGCUGUUCGUGCCCAUCGCGACAUUCACGGUCGUACCCACGUUCGCAGGACGUGUCGUCGUCGUGGUGCUGACGGGGACGACGGUCGCGACGGUGGAGGGCCAGUCUCUUGCGCCGUUGCUGGAUGUUCGGCCAUGGGACUGGGUGCUCUGCGGCGGAAUCUACUGCGGCGCCAUGAUGCUGGUGGCGGCGGUGCUGGGGUGA
Molecule: messenger RNA, 1794 nt
Organism: Purpureocillium lilacinum
Lineage: Eukaryota; Fungi; Ascomycota; Sordariomycetes; Hypocreales; Ophiocordycipitaceae
Source: RefSeq, a predicted model, not a curated record